AUGAUCACAUUCUCCGCCUUUCUAACUGCUCUCUUAUUGGCUCCGGCCGUCUUUGGCCACAAGGACUUGCGCCUACGUCAUAACGCCCACGCCAAAUCGAUCUCCAGGCGCGCUAACACCGGGACGAUGACCUGGUAUCCGACUACCACUGGCCCGGACGCAUGCACCGGGAAGACCCAUACUGACAACGACUGGUACGUUGCAAUGGACCGCAGAAUGUAUGGCGACGGGUCUGCAUGCUGUGGGAAGCAGCUCACGCUGUCGUAUAUGGGCAAGACUACGACCGCUACUUGCGUCGACGAAUGCAUGACUUGCGACACGCCGACUUCCCUCGAUCUGACAAAAGGUCUCUUCGACUACUUGACGGACAACUCGGGAGGCGGAGACUACCAGCUCACCUGGUGGUACGGCUCGGACUCUGGAUCAUCCGGAUCAGGCGCUACAACCACGCACGAGACGACAACGAGCACCACUUCUAAGAAGGCCACUUCCACUUCCAAGACGACCCACACCACAACUUGCACCACCAGCACUACAAGCACCACUAGCACCACCAGCGCACACAAGACCACCACGUCAAGCACUCACACCACCACAUCCACGACCAGCUCCCACAAGCCGAGCACGACCUCGGUUACGCAUUCUUCAUCAGCGUUGUCUUCGGUCUCCAAGCCCUCCGCUUCGGGAUCGUCCGAUGACGUCAAGUCGACCUCCGAUACCGUUGUUCCUCUCGCUCUCCCGACACAGGGCGUUGCCAACGUCGGUGGAACCCCCGUCAAUGGCAGUGCAGCCUCCAGUCCUGGUUCGCUUCAAGGCGCAUUGGGUGCGGGCAGCGGUACUAGCGCUGGAGUUCCCUUGGCUGCUUCUGGGAAGUUUCUUGCGGCUCUCGGCGUUAUCGCUGUAGUCGCGGUCGCUUGUUGA
This is a messenger RNA of Mycena citricolor, 921 nucleotides long. NCBI's taxonomy places the organism in Eukaryota, Fungi, Basidiomycota, Agaricomycetes, Agaricales, Mycenaceae. The record is from the annotation of a GenBank genome assembly.